Dicrocoelium dendriticum is the source of this 1186-nucleotide messenger RNA. The record is from the annotation of a GenBank genome assembly. Lineage: Eukaryota; Metazoa; Platyhelminthes; Trematoda; Plagiorchiida; Dicrocoeliidae.
GAAGCUAUGUAUUCCUGCAGAUCUACGAGCUAACUGCUGAUAUGUCCUUAAAGAGACUAUCAAGUGUCAAACCUAAGCCACUCAACUUACAACCUGUGAAUAUCGAAUCAAAAGAAGAUGGUAAAAGCAAAUCAGCUGCAUUGUCUUCCAAUGGAAACGUCGUGACAAAAUCCGAUGACUUCGCUCGGAUAGUGUUUCUUGGAUCAGCCAGAGUUGGCAAAACUGCAAUCAUUCAGCGCUUUUUGCAUGAUUCUUUCGAUCCAAAGUAUAUCCCGACAGUUGAAGAUAUUCACUCAAAGAAAUGCAUUGUGCGAGACCGACUGGUGCGUUUGCUGCUAAUCGACACUGCCGGGAGUUACGAUUUUCCAGCAAUGUUGCGAUUAUGUAUUGCGCAGGCCAGCGCCUUUGUUAUUGUAUUUUCCCAUGACAAUGUUGAUUCUCUUACACGGGCUGGCCAAUUAUUGAGCCAGAUAAAAUCGCAAAGAACCGAUUACGCUCCAAUGUCUUCCGUCACACCGUAUAAGGAAGAGGAGCAUUCGGAAGCCUUUCGGUAUGGCUCAGUAGUUAUUCCACCACCACCAGUCACUGUCGUGUGUAACAAAUCUGACUUGCCAGCCACACACUCACAAGUUAGUGAAGGAGCUAUCAUGGAGUGGUUACUGAUGAACGGUCUUAAACCAUCACAAUUUGUUUACUCCAGUGCAAAAUCAAAUGAUUCCAUAAUGUCUAUCUUCAAGUCAUUGUGGACGCAAAAUGAACUGACUAAAGCUGUAUCGUUUGAGCGUUGGAAUGGCCCUAAUCGGGCCAGCUUCUAUACCAAACCACCACGCACCCCGUCUUCUGCUCCAGUAGCUACCGAUUUCUCAGCCAUCAAUGAAUCGAUGACACAACGGCAGACUGUCUGUAAUGCGGAUGAUAGUAACCGCGGCGAAAGUGGUUUACAUAAAUCGAGAUCCAGCAUCUUUCGAAAUAGCCUACGCUUGAGACGACGAUCCAGUUCGAAAUCCAGCAAAGCCAAAUCUGACACGAUAAAGAUUGAAUGUGUGAUUUCGUGAACAACGAAUUAUGAACUGCUAUUUUUUAUCUAAAUAUGUCCAAAAUUUAUGUAUUUUCUAUAUGUCACAGCUGCGUAAAUGCCUAAUUUACACGUAUUUCUUACUGUCUAACCUUUAUUUUUUGUUAUUGG